Messenger RNA from Microthlaspi erraticum, 1533 nucleotides. Lineage: Eukaryota; Viridiplantae; Streptophyta; Magnoliopsida; Brassicales; Brassicaceae. The record is from the annotation of a GenBank genome assembly.
AUGGCGACCGAGCUCAACCAUAAGAAUUUCCCUGUUCUCUCUUACGUGUUGGAUCGUCUCCCUUCCUUCACCGGCAAAUCCUCUUCCACCUCCACCUCCUCCUCUUCCGAUGGCGAUCGACCACCGUCAAAAUCCGAUCCAUCUUCAUCAUCAUCAAGCCAUUCGAUCGUCACUCAGAUGCCUCACUUGGCUCACCCCGAUGUCCUCGCCUCCAUGACAAACGCAAUCGCCGACGUCGCUCAGACCCGAUCCGUUCUCCGGACCCUAGGACCCAGACCGGAUCACGAGACCGUCGACAAAGCCCGAGCAAGGCUCGUCGAGAUCGACGCGUCUUUAUCGGAAUCUUUCGAGGAGAUCGCUCUCUCCGCGAACGACAAAGACGUGGCGGAGAAAGAGCAGAAGAGGAGAGAAGCUGUGGAUCAAGAGAAGACUUGGUACAACUCUAUCCUUAAGCUUAACGAGCUUCACGAAUCUUACCAAAAGCUUCUCAAAGAAGCCGAGGAGAGGCUUGUGAGGAUCUACGAAUCAGCCGAGAAGAAUGCGGCGGCUGUGGCGGAGGAGGAAGCUAAGGAGGUUGAAGUCAAUGAAGAGGUCGUGAGUAUAUUGCAGCAAGCUUCGGCGAAUCCGCUGGACCGUGUUGAUUUGUCUGGUAGGAAACUGAAAUUGCUCCCUGAAGCAUUUGGUCGUAUUCAAGGUCUCCUUGUCCUUAACCUCUACAACAAUCAGCUUGAGGCCAUUCCUGAUUCGAUUGCUGGAUUACAAAGCCUACUUGAACUUGAUUUGUCAACGAAUUUCUUGGAGACAUUACCGGAUUCGAUUGGUUUGUUGUCCAAACUAAAGAUUUUGAAUGUCUCUUGUAACAAACUCACAACCUUACCAGAUUCCAUCUGCCACUGUGUGUCUUUGGUUGUUUUGGACGCAAGCUACAACAAUCUCACUUACUUACCAACCAACAUCGGAUUCGAGCUAGUGAAUCUAGAGAAGCUCUUGAUCCAUCUCAACAAAAUCAGAUCCCUACCAACUUCCGUUGGCGAAAUGAGAUCCUUACGCUACCUUGACGCGCACUUCAACGAACUUAACGGUCUCCCAAACUCUUUCGGGAACCUCACAAACCUUGAGUACCUUAACCUGAGCAGUAACUUCAGCGAUCUGCAAGAUCUCCCUGCUUCGUUCGGCGAUCUCAUAAGCCUCCAAGAACUCGACUUGAGCAACAACCAAAUCCAUUCACUUCCGGACGCUUUUGGCACGCUCGUGAACCUGACAAAACUGAAUUUGGAACAGAACCCGCUCGUGGUCCCACCAGAUGAUGUCGUGAAACAAGGCGUGGGUGCGGUGAAGAUGUAUAUGGGUAAGAGAUGGGUCAGUAUGUUGGAAGAAGAAGAGAGGUUGGCGAACAUGAAGGAGGAGAUGGAUCAGACAGACGCUGAUUGGCUCACUCGAACUACGUCGAAGCUCAAAACGUAUGUUACAGAGGUCACGGAGUAUCUUGGAACGAAUUCGCCUAGAGAUCCUUUCCUUGACCAGCAGCUAUGA